AUGUUCGCCGGACAACCACCACCACCUUCCAAAGCCGAGCUUCAGGCUCAAGAAGCGCAAGCAAACCAAGAAAUCAAAUUCACUGCUGGGAUGUGUCUCCUACUCUACCUCUCUCCUUUCGCGAUCGAGUACGUCCGCAAACUCGUGUAG
Mytilinidion resinicola is the source of this 150-nucleotide messenger RNA. RefSeq lists its product as uncharacterized. Bases 1 to 150 code for a protein of 49 amino acids. Gene Ontology annotation, cellular component: mitochondrial outer membrane translocase complex; mitochondrial outer membrane. Gene Ontology annotation, molecular function: transmembrane protein transporter activity. NCBI's taxonomy places the organism in Eukaryota, Fungi, Ascomycota, Dothideomycetes, Mytilinidiales, Mytilinidiaceae. The record is from RefSeq and is a predicted model, not a curated record. The transcript is spliced from 4 exons.